GCGGGGCCGCUGCCGAGUGUGUGUGUGGCGUGCGCGAGUAUGAAGUAGUAGCGCGCGAAUAGCCGGUUUCUCUCUCGAAAGACGAAGCGUGAGAGAGAGAGAGAGAGAGAGAGAGAGAGAGAGAGAGAGAGAGAGAGAGAAAGAAGAAGCCGUGGAGUGCUCAUUACGCUCUCUGUUCUUUACAACUUGUACAUGUAAUGCCAAAGUGUAUCGUUUAUACCGCGCGAGUGUAGCAGUGAUCGUCCACAAGUUGUUGUUGCUGUUCCCAAUACAAGAGGAAAACAAACCGCGCGUCCACGCGAGGCAAAAGGUAGAGAGGGCUAUGCAUCAGUGCCGGUGCAGGCAGCAACAACGACACGAGGGAGUGCGAUGCGCCGGCCGGCGCCAGCGCGAGCAGCAGCGCAGCAGCGGCACCGCCAGCCUAGCCAGGCCUCGCCAGCAAGAGCGCGCGUCGUAAUGUAGCGAUGCUCAAGCACAUGCUAACGGGCCAGCAGCAGCAGCAGCAGCAGCAGCAGCAGCAGCAGCAGCAACAGCAGCAGCAGCAGCUGCAGCAGCAGCAAUUGCAGCAGCAACUGCAGCAGCAACUGCAGCAGCCGCCCGGCUCGCGGCUGCAGCACCACCAUGAGCUGGCGGGCCGCGUGCCGCGCGCGCAGAGCAGCGCCGACGUGUACGAGCACGUGCCGCGGGCGCAGGUCGCCGGGCCCGGCCGCCACCACCACUCGCAGCUCAGCGUCAACAACCUGGCGCACCGCCACCAGCUCCACCUGUCCGCGCUGUCCGCUUCCAAGCACUCGGUCAACAGCGUCAGCCCCUACGCCCAGGGCUCGCGCACGCACGCGCUCAUAGCGCAGCUGCAGCAGCAGCAGCAGCAGCAGGCCAAGGCCAACGGCGGCCUGGACAUCUCGCGGCUGUCGCGGCUGCCGACGCCGUCGCCCGCGCCCGCGCUCGCGCGCGAGCCCGCCGCCCAGGGCCCGGCCGCGCCGAGCGCCAGCGCCUCGGCCAGCGCGGCGCCGCUCAACCUCUCCUGGGCGGGCUCGUCCACGCGCCCGGGCUCGGAGGCCGGCGUCAAGGAGGCGCUCACCAGCCUGGGCCUGCUCUGCCUGGUGUCGCUGCUGCUCGCGAUGCUCUCGCUCACCUUCCUGCUCAAGAUGUCCGUGGUUACGUUCCUGCCCAACAGCCUCAUCAGCCGCGACGAGUUCGAGAUCGUGUACGACGUCGCGCUUGUGCUGUGCGCACUGGCCCUCUCGCUCAACCUCUGCUGCCUGCUCGUCUGCGCGGUGCAGUUCCUCUUCGCCGUGAAGCUCGUCAAGUCGUCGUAUUACGGGCCCCGGACCAACAAGUACCUGCAGAAGUCGUCGCUCAGCCGUGUCUGUGCCGUCGGUGGCUUCUUCGUCAGCAUUCCUGUGUUCUUGACUGGCAUGAUCCUCUACACCUUCAUUCAGUUCCAGUCGACACCGGCGAUCGUGACGUCGGUGUUCAUCGGACUGGCUAUAGUCUUCUGCGGCUGCGCCUUAGUACACACGGUCUUCGUGUGGCAGAAGGAGAAGACGAACGCGAUGAAGGCGUUGCGACGAGAACAGUACGAAGCUGCGGCUCAGCUUCAGCGCCAACAGACGUUGCACGGCCACCAGACGCAGCAGCAGCAUCAAACGACCAGUGUAAUCUCCAGUUCCCAGCCACACCAGGCACAAUCGCAUCACCUACAUCAUCACACGCAACACCCACAUCUGAAUCCAACGCCUUCGCAAAUACGACCUAUGCCUUUGAAUUACGGGGCAGCCAGUCGACUGGCGACUUCCUCGGUUGUGGAUCAUCAUCCGAUCUCGUCAAGACUUCCUCAACCACACAGACACGUCUCAAUGUCACCACCACUGCUGAGUCUUAAUGCAUCGACGAGGAGUGCCCAUUUGCUUCACCAUCACCAUCAUUUAGCGAGCCCACCUGCUACGCCUGGCGAUCGGUCACCCACGAGUCCGCCGAUCAACAAAUAUACUCGCUCGAGGGAGGCUGUCACAGGGAGCGUUAGUCCUGGACUACCUGUCGCUAAUUUAGAUCUGAGUAGUGCUGGCAAUGCCAACAGUCCGCACGAAUUGUCGACUCUUGUGUGAACGAAACGGUGUUUUUUGUGUUUUUUUUUGUGUGCAUGCGCAUUGUGAUCUUGUAUCACUAUAGGCACGUAGUUUUUUAUUACGCAUUACGAAAUGUAUUAACUCAAGCCUGUUGAAAGACUGAUAUAUUUUUGACCUAUACAUGUAUAUGUUAAAACACUGCGUACCUCUCAAUUGACAACUGCCACGAUAAUUUAUACACAGAUGUUUCAAGUAUUCUUGCCUUCGAGAGUUACUUUAUUAUGCGUACGAUGAGCGAAUCUUUAUUUGUUGAUUGAUUAAUUGUUAAUGAAAAUCUGUUGUUAAACGAACCUGACAGCUGUAUGGCAAAAUUGGAAAAGACCGCUGAGCCUUUUGAAUUCGGCGAUCUGUUAAGAAUCAAACUAUAAUAUUAUAUAUCAAUUGUACAAAAAAGGUUGAUAAAUUUUCGCGCAAACAUUUUACAUGAAUGUCCGCGAUUAGUUCUAAGUCGCUAUUCCUCGAUCAAUUUUUUUCUCUCGGUGUAUAUGUGUGCGUAUGUAAAUAUUAGCGUGUUUAGCUAACGUAUUGCAUAUGAUCAAAGACCUAUUUUCUUUAUUACCUGCGUUGCCUAUAUAAUUGACAAUCGACACACAUAGGGUAACACCAUGAAAAUAUGUAAAUGACAUAUAUAAUUAGUCGCGUAUAUUGUUGCCACUUUGUGUAAGUAGCGUAGUUAAUUAAUCGAUUUUCAUAGUUUAUAUAAAAAAAUUUAAUGUCAAAAAAAGUAAAUAAAUUAUUGGAUCCAUAUAAACUCGUCAAGUACAAAAAGUGUUUUAGCUUUAUGUGCUAAUAUACAUUUAUAUGUUAUUUAUAAAUUUAAUAGUUAAUUUUGUAUACUCAAAAAUAAGAAAAAACAGAUCUGAAAAAAGAUA
This is a messenger RNA of Phymastichus coffea, 3001 nucleotides long. RefSeq lists its product as uncharacterized. The transcript has 5 exons. Lineage: Eukaryota; Metazoa; Arthropoda; Insecta; Hymenoptera; Eulophidae. The record is from RefSeq and is a predicted model, not a curated record. Bases 465 to 2108 code for a protein of 547 amino acids.